UGGGAUCGGGUACCUGUCAAAUUCGGGUACCCGCUCCCACUUCCGGUCUGAUCGCCUAAGCGGUCGGAAUGGAAGGUGUCCUCCCUCCCUGUAGUCUUUUGGGACACGUGACAGGUCCCAGAAGACUACAGGACCAUUCAUGAAGCGUAGCGCUACUCGCGCAUGCGCAGUGGGUACCCCACACCGAAGAUGCCGGCCUCCUGGAAUAUUGGAUGGCUGGUGAAACGGGCUUCGGGGGACACAUCGGGGGAGCAAGGGACAGGUCAG
Molecule: messenger RNA, 267 nt
Organism: Staurois parvus
Lineage: Eukaryota; Metazoa; Chordata; Amphibia; Anura; Ranidae
Source: the annotation of a GenBank genome assembly